UUAAACAAAACGAGCGGCCCCGGUGUGAUCCCAGGUGCCGCGUCGCCCCCCCGCACACCGUCGUGCGGGGUCCGCGGGCUGCGGGACCGCGUGAGUGUGUCGUUUCAAUGUGACCCGCGUCCGCCAUACCGUUAGGACGCGGCUGCACGGCUGCAAUAGCUUCAGAGCGGCGCGCGCGUGGCGUGGGGCGCACGCGGCAGAGGAACGACACACUUCGACCGUCCGGCUCCAAGUCACUGCGAGCUCCCAACAGCGACUGAUACUGAAGGUACCGUUUACCUGCGCGACCUCAUUCGUCUUUUAAUUCGAUUUUUUAAUCGCGGGACUCGGUCUCGAGGCGUUGUCGUAGGCGACGAUGGCUGAAGAUGAACUGAAGGCCAAGCUCGAGAAGUACCGCACUGCUCCCUUCGACGCCAGGUUCCCUAACCAGAACCAGACCAGGAACUGCUGGUCCAACUAUGUGGACUACCACCGCUGCCAGAAAGCGCUGGAGGCCAAAGGAGCAGACAUCGCCCCCUGUGAUUGGUACCGGAGGGUCUACACGUCCAUCUGCCCCAUAGCCUGGGUCGAGAAAUGGGAUGAGCAGAGAGCAGACGGAACCUUCGCGGGAAGAAUCUAAGCCUGCCGUCCCACAAGCUGUUGGACUGCAACAAUGUAAUCGGUUCAGCUUAAAGUUUGUAUACGUGGUGGAAAACCACUUGGCCUCAUCACCAACCUUACACCACUAAUGGUCUCUCCUGGGAGAUCUCUGAAUCUGAAUGGUCAUUCCUUACAAAUACAGUGAAAUGUACAGCAGAAUCUGCAUUAAAAUAUCUCAGGAUAUAUUUAUGGA
Betta splendens (Siamese fighting fish) is the source of this 832-nucleotide messenger RNA. RefSeq names its product cytochrome c oxidase subunit 6B1. The record is from RefSeq and is a predicted model, not a curated record. NCBI's taxonomy places the organism in Eukaryota, Metazoa, Chordata, Actinopteri, Anabantiformes, Osphronemidae. The transcript has 4 exons. Gene Ontology annotation, cellular component: mitochondrion; respiratory chain complex IV. The coding region runs from base 356 to 619 and encodes 87 amino acids.